AGGACCGAUCAUUGCAAUAAUAACUCUCUAAAUAACCUAAAUUCCAUAGUUAAAGUAAAUUCUUUCAUUUCCUAAUAUCAAAACCCAUAUAAGUUAUGGGUGGUGACAAUGUUUUUACCAUCCUAGCGACACUCAUCUGUCUCAUCUUGCUUCUGUCACCUCCCCAACUGGCUCAAUGCCAAAAACUUGAUGACCAGUUUUAUGAUCAGUCAUGCCCUGACUUGCAUAUGAUAGUCAGCUCAGGUGUUUGGUCAGCCAUCACGCAGGAACCCCGAAUGGCUGCGUCUCUUCUCCGUCUCCAUUUCCACGAUUGCUUCGUUAAUGGUUGUGAUGCGUCUGUGCUUCUAGAUGACACGACGAAGAUGAGAGGAGAGAAGAACGCCCCGCCAAACCGCAAUUCGUUAAGAGGUUUUGAGGUCAUUGAAAGCAUUAAGGCAGAUGUGGAGAAAGCUUGCCCUUCCACUGUUUCCUGCGCUGACAUUUUAACGCUUGCAGCUGUUUAUGCUGUUUCCAUGCAAAUUGUUCUGCCGCCGAUUCUAGAGACCAUCCGUGAUGAGUGGGGAUCACAAAUGUGGAGCGCGCCACUAGGGAGGCGAGACGGAUUAAGCGCCAGUGAGGCAGGAACUAAAAGUUUACCCUCGCCAUUGGAGAGCUUCCAAGAUAUCAAGACUAAAUUUUUAGCCCAGGGUCUUGAUACCAAAGAUAUGGUCGUUCUUUCAGGAGCCCACACCAUUGGAUAUGCUCAAUGCUUCACUUUCAAAGCAAGGCUCUUCAACUAUAACGGCACAAAAAAACCAGACCCGUCACUUGACCCGGCCUUCCUGUCCAGCUUGCAGAGCAGCUGCCCGAACGUGAACGCAUCAAACCCGAAGCUCGUUCCUUUGGAUUAUCAAACCGCCUAUGGUUUCGACAACGCGUAUUUCACCAACCUUGUGGGAAAUAAGGCCCUUCUCGGGUCGGAUCAAGCUUUGAUGACGGAUCCACAAGCUGCUGCUCUGGUUAACCAAUACAGUACUGAUCCGGGCGCUUUUUACAUGGACUUUCCUGGGUCGAUGAUUAAGCUCGGGAAUAUAAGGGUGCUUACUGGAAAAGAUGGGCAAAUUAGGAAGAAAUGCCGUUCUGUCAAUUAAUUAAUGUAGAACAGUAUGGAUAGAUAUUUAAAUAAUAAAUGUAAAAUAUCCUUAAAUACAUAUUUAUAUAUACGUGGUCUUACUGGUCUAUAUAAUAAUUAUAAAAUAAGUAUAUCUUCAACCUUUAUUUAGAGCAGCAAGAGCAA
Cuscuta europaea is the source of this 1276-nucleotide messenger RNA. Lineage: Eukaryota; Viridiplantae; Streptophyta; Magnoliopsida; Solanales; Convolvulaceae. The record is from the annotation of a GenBank genome assembly.